UUCUGAAGUAUAAAGUCUGGACACAUCACCUCUUGCCUCACUAAAUUCUGACUCAACAGACCAGAAAGCAACAUGUGUUCAGAACAGGAGUGCAGGGUUUGUUACCGGACAUACAACGCGGGUCGUCGGUGUCCCCGGGAACUCCACUGCAAACACAGCUUCUGCGAGUCCUGCCUCCUGGCCCUUUCACGACCCCAAGGACCCAUCGUCUGUCCGCUGUGUCGCCAAACCACCUCCGUCUCCGGGACGCUGAGAUCCGAGCUGAGAGUGGACGAGAGCGUCAUGGAGCGGCUCAUAUCCUCGGGAGUCCUAGACCAGGAGGAAGAGCACGAUAACCCGGAGGAAGACGACUGUCCUGGUUGUUACGACACCGAGGAGUUCCCCGAGACUCAAGCCGAGGAGAGCGACGCCUCCCCCGGCUCCAGAGGCAGGGUGCUCCGGCGGUCGUUUAGGAAAGUUUGGCGGUUGUUCAUUGGGAAAAGCUCACCGCGGAGGGGCGGAGAAAACUGUAUGACCAAUGACGAGUUGAGGAACAUCGCCAUGAUGCCCGGCUUCAUGUUUUAAGGAGUCCACAGCUUCAGUUACCCUGGACUUUGUGAUACUAUAUUUAUUUUCAAUGGUUCUCAUUCGCAACAUGGACUUGAUGAUGAUGAUGAAACCUUACUGGCCACGCAAACACAGCCAACAAUAAUUUAAGUCAGCUGUUCAGAUUCCUGAUUGCUACUUUAAAUGAUGAGCACUAUGAAGCUGUUGAAUUUAAGGCCUAUUUAUGCACUUAUGUGUUUAGUAUUAAUAUUUUUGAUAAAUGUAUUUAAUUAAAUAUUGUUACAUAUUUAUUGUAAAAUAAAAACAUGUUGUUUCAA
Messenger RNA from Eleginops maclovinus (Patagonian blennie), 863 nucleotides. Its product is annotated as E3 ubiquitin-protein ligase-like. Bases 73 to 564 code for a protein of 163 amino acids. The transcript is spliced from 2 exons. Lineage: Eukaryota; Metazoa; Chordata; Actinopteri; Perciformes; Eleginopidae. Gene Ontology annotation, biological process: protein ubiquitination. Gene Ontology annotation, molecular function: ubiquitin protein ligase activity. The record is from RefSeq and is a predicted model, not a curated record.